Messenger RNA from Peronospora farinosa, 1554 nucleotides. Lineage: Eukaryota; Oomycota; Peronosporomycetes; Peronosporales; Peronosporaceae. The record is from the annotation of a GenBank genome assembly.
AUGGCAAGCUCAAUGAUGCAGACUCAAGUAGCUGAUGCUGGUACUAGCGAUAACGUUACUAAUCGUGAUCCUAAUGUCGCCUUCGCGACUGACUUACUCUUCAAUUUGGACGACGUACGUGCCAACUGCGCAGCUAGCCUUGCAGGUCACGCCAAUCUGAUCACAUUGCUUCAGAGCCGAAUCAACUUGGAAAGAACAUACGCCCAAGAGCUAAGCAAGAUGGCUCACUUCUCGAAUUGCAACGAAAUGGCACACGGCACGAUGGAAACCGCUAUGGCAAGUCUUAGAGCGCAGUACUUGAACACGAGCGUGCAGCACGAACAACUUGCCAAAAAUCUUGAGGAAGACGUCUUGAAACCGAUCGAGAGUUUGUACCAGUACAACAGCAAGAGAUCGCAAAGCCUAACUCGUCAGAUCAAAAACGCAAAGAAAGAUGUCAAGAUUCAAGAAGAUGCCUACAGGAAAGUCUACCGUACUUUUGACAAAACCUUCCGUGUGGCUUCUGCUUCGUUUGCAAAUGCAAUGGCCUCUGGCUUCUCUAGCACACUCAUUGAGGACCAGUAUCAUCGGCGUCUCUCACAGAUCAAAGUUACGGACAGCCCGGCAAAGAAGCACAGCGUAAUUGCUACUGUGGUUCGUCCUGAUAAAAGCUCGGGAACAGUUGCCUUGAAAACGAUCAACAACAACAAACUCGUCAGCUGGUUGCUAUCGUCCGAGACUCAUCGCAAAGAAGACUUGGCUAAAAACACCGUUGAACUAAUGGAGGUUGCUGAGAAGGCCAGAAGGAUAUGCCAGCAUUCUUGGCAAACGCUAGAGACCCAUCGAAUCAAAAUGUACCGUGUUGUCCAAGCUGUGCUCGCAGACUAUCAGCAAAUGGCCGAGGAUCGUAUAUCCACAAUCACGACAAAUCUUCGAAAGCAUGUCAUCUUUGCAUCGUCGACUCUGGCAAACGAGCAGUAUGAUUGGCAGAUGACUGCACCGAUGUUUGAGACAGUCGACGUGAAAGGAGAUAUCUGCGACUUUAUUCAUGCCACUCGUGGAAACAAAAGCCAGGUAGACUUGACUGUAAACGAUCUGUGCAACGAUACUACUCGUGCACUCAUCGCAUCGCCAUCGUCGAAGCCUUGUCAGCCAUUGCGAAAGACGUGUCUUAAGAUCCGUAAUUUCUCGUCCAAGAAAAUUCCUUUUGAUUACGAUGGAAACCAAGAACUCUUGUCCAAAGUCCUUGGUACCUAUCGCCCCACAGCACAAGAUGCGAGGCAGAGCCAGCAAAGGCAUGUAGUGCAUGGUCACGAAUCUCAAUCCUAUGAUGACUAUGCUUGUGCUUAUAGUAUGCCAUCUUCGGAGAGCGACAUUGUACUAAUGACCGAGGUCACUACGUCGAUAGAGCCAAGAAUGUACAACCGAGUUGGUGCCCAACUGGAAGAUAAAAACUCAACAACUCAGCGCAAUGAACCAGAGCAGGAUAGUGACGAGAACUCGGAAAGUGUCAGCUCGUCUAUAAGGCCCAUGACCUCUUUUCACGCUACGACCAUCAACGGCAAUCCACCCUGA